AUGGAGGAGGAGGGGGAGUGGCAGAAAGACCCGGGACACAGCCUGGGGCAGGGCCGCCCCCGCCGUUGCUCUCACUCCCACAACUGGCUUGUUUUGCUCCUGGCACCUCUGAAACCCGCCGACCUGAAUCCCUCCUGCACGGGGACCUUGUCUGUGUCCCCCACUGUCCCAGCCAAGUCCCAGGCUGGCGAGGAGGCCCUCAGUGUAUCCCGGGGCAGAGUCCAGGGCGGCUCAAGGCUCCUCGCACCGGCACUCGCCUGCCGAAGCCUGCUGGACCCUGAGCGCCCUGGGCCGGGCCGGGCGGGCGGAGCCGCCAUGGUCGCAGCCCUGGUCCUGCUCUGGACGGCAGUGCUGGGGGCUGCCUCCCCGAGCCCUCCCCGCCUCCGCUUCUCCUUCCAAGAGCUCCAGGCCCAGCAUGGUCUCCGGACCUUCCGGCUGGCGAGGACCUGCUGCUACGAGGCCCUGCUGGUGGACGAGGAGCGCGGGCGCCUGUUUGUGGGCGCGGAGAACCACGUGGCCUCCCUGAGCCUGGACAACAUCAGCAAGCAUGCCAAGAAGCUGGCCUGGCCAGCGCCUGUGGAAUGGCGCGAGGAGUGCAACUGGGCCGGGAAGGACAUUGGUACCGAGUGCAUGAACUUCGUGAAGCUGCUGCACGCCUACAACCGCUCCCACGUGCUGGCCUGCGGCACCGGGGCCUUCCACCCCACCUGUGCGUUCCUGGAGGUGGGCCACCGGCCCGAGGAGCCCCUGCUCCGCCUGGACCCUCGGAGGCUAGAGGACGGCAAGGGCAAGAGUCCUUACGACCCCAGGCACCGCGCCGCCUCCGUGCUGGUGGGGGAAGAGCUGUAUUCCGGGGUGGCCGCAGACCUCAUGGGCCGGGACUUCACCAUCUUCCGCAGCCUGGGCCAGCGUCCGAGUCUCCGAACUGAGCCCCACGACUCCCGCUGGCUCAAUGAACCCAAGUUCAUUAAGGUCUUCUGGAUUCCGGAGAGCGAGAACCCCGACGAUGACAAGAUCUACUUCUUCUUCCGCGAGUCAGCGGUGGAGGCCUCGCAGGCACUGGGACGCCGGUCCGUGUCCCGCAUUGGCCAGAUCUGCCGGAAUGACGUGGGCGGCCAGCGCAGCCUGGUCAACAAGUGGACCACGUUCCUGAAGGCGCGGCUGGUGUGCUCAGUGCCGGGCAUCGAGGGUGACACACACUUUGACCAGCUCCAGGACGUGUUCCUGCUGCCCUCCAGGGACCGCUGGGCCCCGCUGCUCUAUGCCGUCUUCUCCACUUCCAGCAGCGUCUUCCAGGGCUCGGCCGUAUGCGUGUACAGCAUGAGCGACGUGCGCCGGGCCUUCCUGGGGCCCUUCGCACACAAGGAGGGGCCGACGCACCAGUGGGUGUCCUACCAGGGCCGUGUCCCCUACCCCCGGCCCGGCAUGUGCCCCAGCAAGACUUUUGGUACCUUCAGUUCCACCAAGGACUUUCCUGAUGACGUCAUCCAGUUUGCCCGGAACCACCCGCUCAUGUACAGCUCCAUCCUGCCCCUGGGGGGGCGCCCUCUCUUCCUACAAGUGGGUGCCGGGUACACCUUCACCCAGAUUGCUGCAGACCGAGUAGCAGCUGCCGAUGGCCACUACGACGUCCUCUUCAUUGGCACGGACGCUGGCACGGUGCUGAAGGUGAUCUCGGUCCCCAAGGGCAGCCGGCCCAGCGACGAGGGGCUGCUCCUGGAGGAGCUGCACGUGUUUGAGGACUCUGCCGCUGUCACCAGCAUGCAAAUCUCCUCCAAGAGGCACCAGCUGUACGUGGCCUCUCGGAGCGCAGUGGCCCAGAUCCCGCUGUACCGCUGUGCUGCCCACGGCCGCGCCUGUGCCGAA
Messenger RNA from Myotis brandtii (Brandt's bat), 1866 nucleotides. RefSeq names its product sema domain, immunoglobulin domain (Ig), short basic domain, secreted, (semaphorin) 3B (gene SEMA3B). The annotation marks the transcript as partial. Lineage: Eukaryota; Metazoa; Chordata; Mammalia; Chiroptera; Vespertilionidae. The transcript is spliced from 16 exons. Gene Ontology annotation, molecular function: chemorepellent activity; semaphorin receptor binding. Gene Ontology annotation, biological process: negative regulation of axon extension involved in axon guidance; semaphorin-plexin signaling pathway; neural crest cell migration. The record is from RefSeq and is a predicted model, not a curated record.